UCCUCCCUCUCUCUCUCUCUCUCUCUCUCUCUCUCUCUCUAAACCAGACAAAUACCAUCUACUUUGGAAGCAUAACGUUCAACUGAAAAUUCCAGAUGCCUGAGCUCAAAGUUGUCAAGCUGCUUAAGCCUCACGCAGCCUCAUACGACGUCGCUUUCGUCCCCCUACAUUCAAAUUCCUUCGAAUCAAAUCAUCAUCCACCUCUCACUCAUAAUCACAAGCAUCGGAAUCAAAUUUAUUCCUCAAUUAUCACUUCGUCCCAAUCUCCCCCUCUCCUCUCCCAGAAACCGACCAGCGGUUCUAUUUUCCAAAAACAAAACGACGUGCAGAAUCAAAAUGCUUUCUCUCCACCUUCUCAAACCCCCAAUAUUCGCCGGAGCGCGAAGCACUCUCGCCCGGGCCAAUGCGGGCACGCCACGUGCGUGCCUUAGCUUGGACGUGCCCACGGUCGAUCAAUCGAAGCCAGGGGUGGCGGUGGGGAGCCAGGAGGUGAUGGAGGCGGAGGGGAGGGUUCUGGUGGGGACGUACAAAAGGCCGCCCGUGGUGUUGUACAGUGGCAAAGGAUGUAAAUUGUACGAUCCUGAAGGGCGAGAGUAUUUGGAUUUGUAUUCUGGGAUUGCUGUGAACGCUCUUGGACACGGGGAUCCUGAUUGGAUACGGGCUGUCACAGAGCAAGCCCGUACGCUCACCCACGUCAGCAACGCCUACUAUUCCAUCCCUCAGGUGGAGCUAGCAAAACGUUUGGUGGCUUGCUCCUUUGCUGAUCGUAUCUUUUUCUCCAACUCUGGCACAGAAGCAAAUGAAGCUGCCAUAAAAUUUGCAAGAAAGUUUCAAAGAUUCUCAUUUCCUGAAAAGAAAGAGCCUGCAACAGAAUUCAUUUCUUUCACCAACAGCUUCCAUGGGAGAACGAUGGGGGCCGUUGCUUUGACGAGUAAGGAGCAUUAUCGGUCGCCAUUUGAGCCUGUCAUGCCUGGAGUUACUUUCUUGGAGUAUGGCGAUAUACAAGCUGCAACCAAACUAAUUCAUUCUGGCAAAAUUGCUGCUGUGUUUCUUGAACCUCUCCAGGGCGAAGGUGGCAUACUUAGCGCAACUAAAGAAUUCUUGCAAUCCUUGCGUGGUGCUUGUGAUGAUUCGGGGUCGCUACUGGCCUUUGAUGAGGUUCAAUGCGGCUUAGGCCGAACUGGUUAUCUCUGGGCACAUGAAGCUUAUGGUGUAUUCCCAGACAUAAUGACGCUGGCCAAGCCUCUUGCAGGAGGGCUCCCCAUAGGAGCUGUUUUAGUUACAGAAAAAGUCGCUGCUUCAAUAAAAUAUGGAGAACAUGGAAGCACAUUUGCUGGAGGGCCGCUUAUAUGCAAUGCCGCCCUUUCUGUUUUGAACAAAAUCUCAAAGACCGAGUUUCUAUCCAGCGUCACAAACAAAGGUCAGUACUUCAAAGAAUUGUUAACAAAGAAGCUGGGAAAAAAUCCACACGUGAGAGAAGUACGUGGUUCAGGACUUAUCGUUGGUGUAGAGCUAGAUGUUUCUGCUUCACCACUCGUCGAUGCCUGUCGAAAUUUGGGUCUUCUAAUAAUAACAGCAGGAAAAGGAAAUGUUCUCAGGCUUGUGCCCCCUUUGAUUAUCUCAAAGCAAGAAUUGGAGCAUGCAGCUGAGGUAUUGCUUGAAUGUUUGCCGGUCCUUGAUGGCUCUAAUUGAAGUUCAAGUACCUAUAACCAUUUAGCUUCAUGUAUUUUUUGGUCGAAAAUUUAGCUUCAUAUAUGACAUGUACGUUAUUGCUGGGUUUUAUGUUAGCUCAGUUUGUGCAUGUCUCUGUUUUGCGCAGUCCGAUCGUUAAGCUAUCAAUUGCA
Messenger RNA from Prunus dulcis (almond), 1844 nucleotides. Its product is annotated as acetylornithine aminotransferase, mitochondrial. Gene Ontology annotation, biological process: arginine metabolic process. The record is from RefSeq and is a predicted model, not a curated record. Gene Ontology annotation, cellular component: chloroplast stroma. The coding region runs from base 337 to 1692 and encodes 451 amino acids. The transcript has 3 exons. Lineage: Eukaryota; Viridiplantae; Streptophyta; Magnoliopsida; Rosales; Rosaceae. Gene Ontology annotation, molecular function: identical protein binding; transaminase activity; pyridoxal phosphate binding.